AAUCACACCAAACCUCCAUUUUCAAGACCUCAAAAACCCACAACACCCAAAAGAAACCCAAGAAUUCACUAAUGGCACCAUUUCUUGCUCCCAACCUCAUCACCAUCAUCAUGAUCACGAUCAUCACAACCUCACCGCAGCUCGUUCUGACUCAUCCGAACCUCAUCCCUCCCCACCUCUCCCAACUCGACACGUGGAUCGUCCACAACAUGAGGGACUACGCCAACCGCAAGGCCACCCAAGCCACUCUUCGCUUCGACUCUAAAUUGCUCUCCGCCGAGUACGCCUUCAAAAUAAUAACCGUCAAGAGAGACGGCACCGGAGACUUCAAAACAGUCACUGACGCCGUCAACAGCAUUCCGUCGUGGAACAAGCGUCGCGUCGUGGUGUUCAUCGGCGGGGGUGAGUACAGAGAGAAGAUUCUGGUCGACGCGUCGCGGCCGUUCGUGACCUUUUACGGGGAUAAGAACGACGUGCCAUCGAUCACGUUUGACGGCACGGCGUUGAAGUACGGGACGUGGGAUAGUGCCACGGUGGCCAUCGAUGCCGACUACUUCGUGGCCGUCAACAUUGCGUUCGUGAAUUCGGCUCCAAUGCCGGACGGGAAAAGGCCGGGGGCGCAGGCGGUGGCGAUGAGAAUAUCAGGGGACAAGGCAGCGUUUCACAGCUGCAGGUUCAUAGGGUUUCAGGACACGUUGUGUGACGAUAGGGGGAGGCAUUUCUUCAAGGACUGCUACAUCCAAGGCACUGUUGAUUUCAUCUUUGGCAAUGGGAAAUCCCUCUACGUGAAGAAUAGGAUACAUUCAGUGGCAAAUGGAAUGGGGGUGAUAACAGCACAUGCAAGAGAAGAUGCGGCAGACGACAGUGGGUUUGCGUUUGUGCAUUGCAACAUAACAGGGACGGGUGACACAUUUCUUGGGAGGGCUUGGAGGGACAGAGCUAGGGUUGUGUUUGCUUACACGUACAUGGGAUCUCUCAUCGACAGCCAAGGAUGGUCUGACGCCAAGCACUCUGAGCGCGACAAGACUGUGUAUUAUGGAGAGUACAAGUGUAUGGGACCGGGUUCGAGCUCAACGGGUCGGGUCAAGUAUGCAAAGAUGUUAUCUGAUGAAGAAGCAAAGCCCUUCCUCAGCAUGACUUUUAUCAGAGGAACAAAGUGGGUUCUCCCACCUCCCAAGCUCUCAACUUUAGAUAUAUAAAUGUUGUAUGUAGGUGGGUUUGUAAACCUUGUAACAAAGCCGGUUCUGCAGUGAAAAUUGGGACCAAUAUUUCAGUUUUUUUUCUUCUUUUUAAAUAUCAGUACAUAUAUUUUACUAAAAUGGAAUUUUCAAAGCCUUUUAAUAUGAA
Molecule: messenger RNA, 1347 nt
Organism: Prunus dulcis (almond)
Lineage: Eukaryota; Viridiplantae; Streptophyta; Magnoliopsida; Rosales; Rosaceae
Product: putative pectinesterase 63
Exons: 4
Coding region: 72-1199 (375 amino acids)
Biological process (GO): cell wall modification
Molecular function (GO): pectinesterase activity
Source: RefSeq, a predicted model, not a curated record